Ustilaginoidea virens is the source of this 2256-nucleotide messenger RNA. RefSeq lists its product as uncharacterized. Bases 1 to 2256 code for a protein of 751 amino acids. Gene Ontology annotation, biological process: carbohydrate catabolic process. Gene Ontology annotation, molecular function: alpha-galactosidase activity. NCBI's taxonomy places the organism in Eukaryota, Fungi, Ascomycota, Sordariomycetes, Hypocreales, Clavicipitaceae. The transcript is spliced from 3 exons. The record is from RefSeq and is a predicted model, not a curated record.
AUGCAACCACGGAUACCACUGCGUGGGCUGGCCCCUUGGCUUGUGGCCGCCGGCCUGGCAAGUCUGGUACAUGGCAACGGCAACGUUGGCAAGGCCAUCGAGGUCGACGGAACCCAAUUCUCCUUGAACGGUGACAAUGCAUCGUAUCGCUUCCACGUCGAUGGAGCCACGGGAGACUUGAUUGGCGAUCACUUCGGUGGACCACUCCGAGGGAAUGCCAUCGAAGCAGACAUUGGCGCUGCUCCAGGCUGGGUAAACAUGAUUGGUCGUGUCCGUCGCGAGCUUCCUGAUCUCGGACGGGGAGAUUUCCGCAUACCAGCCAUCCAGAUCCGUCAAUCAGCAGGCCACACCAUCAGCCGCUUUCAAUAUCAGUCCUAUACCAUCGUUGACGGCAAACCUGCUCUCAAGGGACUGCCGUCGACGUUUGGAGACGAUGGCCAUGCGUCUACGCUCAUCGUUCAUUUGUACGACAACUACAGCAGUGUUGCGGCAGAUGUCAGCUAUUCCAUCUUUCCCAAAUACGAUGCUGUUGUCCGCAGCGUAAACGUGACAAACUUGGGAAGUGGAAACAUCACGGUAGAGAAGCUUGCCAGUUUUAGCGUGGAUUUCCCAGCCGAUGAGUAUGAUAUGCUUCAACUCAGGGGAGAUUGGUCCCGAGAGGGAAUGAGAGUGAGACGACCAGUGGGUUAUGGCACUCAAGGAUUCGGCAGCACAACUGGAUACUCCUCCCAUCUACACAAUCCGUUCCUUUCUCUGGUCUCUCGCGCCACCACCGAGUCUCAGGGCGAAGCAUGGGGAUUCUCGCUUAUUUACACUGGAUCCUUCGCAGCUCAGGUAGAGAAGGGCUCACAGGAACUGACACGGGUCAUGCUCGGCUUGAACCCAUCCCAACUCUCGUGGCCACUUGGCCCGGGGCAGUCGUUGCUAUCACCAGAAUGUGUGGCCGUAUUCUCCAACACAGGGAUAGGCGGAAUGUCUCGUAAACUGCACGGCUUAUACCGCCAACAUUUGAUGAAGAGCAAGCAUGCGACUGAGCCGCGUCCUGUCCUCCUCAACAGCUGGGAGGGACUUGGCUUCAACUAUGAUGCCAACACCAUCUUCAGGCUAGCCAAGCAGAGUGCUGAUCUUGGCGUGAAGCUCUUCGUCCUGGACGAUGGGUGGUUCGGCAUCAAGCACCCGCGAGUGGGGGAUGAUGCCGGUCUGGGAGACUGGGUAGCCAACCCCCAGCGAUUCCCUGACGGACUCGACGCCCUCGUCGCCAACGUCACCAAACUUGCUGUCAGAGGCGGCGACGCUUCGCAAAAGCUCAAGUUUGGCAUCUGGGUCGAGUUGGAAAUGGUCAAUCCAAGGUCCAGCCUGUACGAAAAGCAUCCGGACUGGGCUCUGCACGCCGGAGACUAUCCUCGCUCAUUGACGCGGAACCAGCUUGUGCUUAAUGUCGCGCUGCCCGAGGUUCAAGACUUCAUCCUCGACUCCAUGGUCAACAUUUUGAAUAACUCGGACAUUUCCUACGUGAAGUGGGACAACAACCGUGGUAUCCACGAGACUCCGUCUCCACAGACAGACCACGAGUACAUGUUGGGCUUGUACAAGGUCUACGAGUCCCUCACGGAGCGGUUCCCAGACGUCAUCUGGGAAGGCUGUGCAUCUGGGGGAGGCAGGUUUGACCCCGGCAUCCUUCACUACUUCCCUCAGAUAUGGACCUCGGAUGAUACGGACGCUGUGCAGCGAAUAUUCAUCCAAUUUGGCACAAGCCUUGCCUACCCCGCCUCGGCAAUGGGCGCCCACAUAUCCGCCACGCCAAACGGACAAACGGGCCGGAGAGAGUCGAUUGAAUUCAGAGCCCAUGUUGCCAUGAUGGGCGGAUCAGUGGGCCUGGAACUCGACCCAGCUCGUAUGCCGGAGCAGGAUAAAGCAAAGGUUCCGGAUCUGGUCAGGUUGGCAGAAAAGAUCAACCCCAUCGUUGUGAAGGGCGAUAUGUGGCGUCUUCGGCUGCCAGAGGAGUCCAACUAUCCCGCAGCUUUGUUCAUCUCCCGGGAUAAGUCACAGGCGGUGCUAUUCUGCUUCAAGCUUUUUGAAGCGCAUAUCAACGACCACUGGCCAGUGGUUCGCCUGCAAGGGCUUGACCCAAGCGCAAACUACAGGGUGGACGACGGGCAGGUGGUUUCGGGCGCGACCCUGAUGAACAAGGGCAUCUCCUACACAGCGGGUGGCGAAUUCGACAGCAGGGUGGUGUUUUUGGCGAGGGUGGCGUGA